This is a messenger RNA of Perkinsus marinus ATCC 50983, 495 nucleotides long. RefSeq names its product glycoprotein FP21 precursor, putative. Lineage: Eukaryota; Perkinsozoa; Perkinsida; Perkinsidae. The transcript is spliced from 6 exons. Gene Ontology annotation, cellular component: cytoplasm; nucleus. Gene Ontology annotation, molecular function: cullin family protein binding. Gene Ontology annotation, biological process: SCF-dependent proteasomal ubiquitin-dependent protein catabolic process. The record is from RefSeq and is a predicted model, not a curated record. Bases 1 to 495 code for a protein of 164 amino acids.
AUGACAUCCUUUACUGAGAUGAUCCAUCUUCGCUCCUCGCAGGGUGAAGUCUUCGAGGUCGAGUCAACAGUCGCAUGCAUGUCCAAUCUGAUCCAGAAUAUGGUAGAAGAUGGCGGUGUAGAUGAGGAAAUACCGCUACCUAAUGUUAAGACUGCUAUAUUGGCUAAGGUGAUCGAGUAUUGUAAGCAUCAUAAGGAGAAUCCUCCUGAUGAGAUAACUAAGCCGUUGAAGUCUACGAGUCUUGCCGAAUGUGGAGUCAGUGAUUGGGACUGCGAAUUUGUGAACAUAGAACAGGAAAUACUCUUUGAACUAAUUCUAGCUGCUAACUAUUUGGACAUUAAGCCUCUGCUUGAUCUAACAUGCGCUAAAGUUGCAUCUAUGAUCAAGGGCAAGACACCUGAAGAAAUUCGUCAACAAUUCAAUAUCGUCAACGAUUUUACACCGGAAGAAGAGGCUAAGGUACGAGAAGAGAAUAAAUGGUGUGAGGAUGCAUAA